Messenger RNA from Prunus armeniaca (apricot), 321 nucleotides. The record is from the annotation of a GenBank genome assembly. Lineage: Eukaryota; Viridiplantae; Streptophyta; Magnoliopsida; Rosales; Rosaceae.
AUGGGCUUACUCCUAAGCCCAUUUACAAGCCCACGGAUCAUUUGCCCUCAGCCAGAUCCUCAACCUUCAACCCUUCGCCUUCGACCAUCAGCCUUCGGCCCUCAGCCUUCGGCCAUCAGCCUCCGGCAUUCUUCCUCCUCUCCUUGGUUUGGCGCCGUUUGUGGGAAACGACACGAAGGGCUAUGUCGUUCUCCUUCUCGAGUGCCCUCGGCACCCUACAACAAAGUGCCUCUCAGCACUCCUACAAUCGGCCCUCAGCCUUCGACCUUCGGCAACCUUGCAUCAUUCGGCGCGUACGAUGUCUUCACAUCCCCCCAAUGA